Messenger RNA from Tetranychus urticae (two-spotted spider mite), 1452 nucleotides. The record is from RefSeq and is a predicted model, not a curated record. Lineage: Eukaryota; Metazoa; Arthropoda; Arachnida; Trombidiformes; Tetranychidae.
UAAGCUUGCAUCUUUGACGCUUCUUUUGUUUACUUUCUUCAAAUGUCCUAUUCCGACUUCCUUCUCUUCUCUUCAUUUAAUUUGAUUUUUCGUUUUAAUUAACUGUUUGUGCUUAAUAUUAUUUUAUUGAUUUUGAUUUUGCUUGACACCAUCCAUCCUGAAUAUCAAUAUUAGUGUCAUCAAUCCCAUCAACAUCUGUACUUGCUUCCAAACCAUAGAGCCUUUCCAUUCCUAAUUUUUUGUUAUCUUUUGCCAUGGCUGUAAUUAAUUUUACUGAAGGUAUUUUUAAACCCUUUAUCCGUUUUUUUGUUUCCCUAACCCACGGUUUAUUUCCUUUUAUCUCCUCUUCCCCAGACGACAUAAUAAAACGUAAAUUGCUCAUCGAUGGAGAUGGACUAGGAGAUGAUCGUCGUAUUAAUCUUAUGCUUAAAACCUUUUUCAAAUGGUGCAGUACUCAUGAAAAUGACGAAGAACAGGCCCUUAACUAUGAGAGGAUACUUUUAAUGUUGACUAAUUGCGAACAUUCAAUGGCCAAAUCACAGCAAAUACUUUCCAUGAAUCAUUUGGAGAUGAAAAAUUACCAAGAACUCUACAAUAAGAUUGAUACAGGAAUAGCUGAUUCUCAGAGGAAAAUUGCUGAAUUGAAAGCUGAACUACAACAAGCAAAGAUUGUGAGAAAAAAUAAACAAGAGUAUGAUGUCUUGGCGCAAAUAAUUAUGGACAAUCCGGAUCGUUGUGAUACUCUAAGUCGAUUAAACCAAUUAGAGGAAGAGAUUAAUAAACUACAGCAAAUCAAAGAAAAUCUCAACAAAAGAUUGGAAAAGCGCGGUAAACAAUUCCAAGUUUUAUUAACAUCAGCCCAUGAGCUCAAGAAAAUGCUCUCAGAUGAAGACAAUAAUAUUGUCAACAGUAUAGAUGACCAAUUUUUGGACAAUCUCAAAAGAAGUGAUAAACCAGCUCACGUAUAAUGUUUAAAACCACCCAAAACUUGUGACCAGCAAGAAUAUUGUUCAUUAAUAACUAAAUACUUGAUGCUACAAUCUUCGACAUUCUAAACAUAAUAACGUGUGCAACGUGUGCUUUAAAAAUCCUUUUAUUUUUCAACACUUAUUAACCUACAUUAAUCCUCGAAUUUAAUUUGAGAUGUUAAGAUGAACCAAACUCGACAAAUUAAACUCUGUAUUUAGCAACAUGGCUAGACAUCGAAAUGAGUCGGAUUAAUACAAUUUGGACUAGCAUAAAAAAUAGAAACAAUUGAUUAAAAAUUUGUUUAAAAUACUGUUCAAACGUCCAAUCUACAAUGUAAAAGCAAUAUUAUAAUAUACUGUUACGUCGAGUCAGAAAGAUUCAAAGGAAAAGGACGACAUUUCUUUCAUUCAUUUUAACACCUGAAUUGUCUGUAAAAAAGCUCCUAGCGGUUAUUAAAGUUCAUAGCAGUAAUCUACACUCUAA